ACAGUGCUGUAUCCUAGCAACAUACAUCAACAAAAGAGAAGGAAGAGAUGGCGACUGCGCGAGAGAAAGAAGCUUCCGCUUACCUGGAAAAGCACAAAAUCUUCGACCUCAUGAAAAACCUCACGAGCAUGCUGUUCUUCUAUAGACCCGACGAUCCCAAAGAGUUUCUCAUCGAGAAAUUACAACAGCUAAAAGAGGCUCGAGACAGCGGUCAAAAAGCACCCAGUCUGCUGAGCCAUUCCAAUCUGGACGCAGCGUUUGGCAUAGUAGAUCCGGCCAAUGACAGACACAUUACGUUUGCACAAUACAAACAGGCUCUUAUCUCAUUGGGAAUGAAAGACAUCAACGAGUGUCCUGAUGGUGUAAAUGAUGACAAAAUAUCCUAUGAUACUUUCAUAACAGAAGGGAUGCUAAGCCUGGAGAAAUGCUCUGCCACUUACAAGCAACCUUGAACUUAAAUGUUUACUUACUCCCACAAAGUCCAAAACAUUAUUUUUGCAAUUCGAUGUUUUGAUCCACUAUAAGCAUUUUGCUGACAUAUGCUUUGUAGUUUGAUCCAUAAAUAUAGUUUCUUUGUAUUUUUAUACGUGUUACUCAUGUUCCAUUUUCUGUUUUAAAACAGACUUAUAUCAUAUGCAGCUAAAAAAACAGUAAUACAUGCUCGUUUUGUUGGAACUGAUUUAUCAACAAAAAAUAUCAUAUUACAUACAUGGUGUUAUUUGCUAAUAGUACAAAAAGAGAGUAAGACUGGUAGUUCUGAUCAUUUGGCAGUAUGGAUCAUGUAUAAAUUGUAUUUAUAGUGCUGGAUGAAAUUAUUGUUGUAGAAAUAGACAAAAUAUUCAUGUGUACUCCAGUACAAUGGGGUGAUUUCAAGUAUACUCUUUAAGGAAUGUGGAAUAAAUUAAU
This is a messenger RNA of Corythoichthys intestinalis (scribbled pipefish), 906 nucleotides long. RefSeq names its product EF-hand calcium-binding domain-containing protein 10 (gene efcab10). The transcript is spliced from 4 exons. The coding region runs from base 48 to 452 and encodes 134 amino acids. Gene Ontology annotation, molecular function: calcium ion binding. NCBI's taxonomy places the organism in Eukaryota, Metazoa, Chordata, Actinopteri, Syngnathiformes, Syngnathidae. The record is from RefSeq and is a predicted model, not a curated record.